Cydia fagiglandana is the source of this 2149-nucleotide messenger RNA. RefSeq names its product palmitoyltransferase Hip14 (gene Hip14). Bases 161 to 2074 code for a protein of 637 amino acids. The record is from RefSeq and is a predicted model, not a curated record. The transcript has 8 exons. Gene Ontology annotation, molecular function: palmitoyltransferase activity; protein binding. Lineage: Eukaryota; Metazoa; Arthropoda; Insecta; Lepidoptera; Tortricidae. Gene Ontology annotation, cellular component: Golgi membrane. Gene Ontology annotation, biological process: protein palmitoylation.
GUGGCACAUAUUGAUAUGUCAAUAAUUGAAGUUUCUUUUCUGCUGUGAUCGUAGCAGAAAGUUAAAUUGCGCGUCGUCGUCGGCGAUCCGCACGCCAAUAUCGAAUUCUGAAAGAGAAGACGAGAAUGCGUUCGCGCUACGGUCGAGCAGACUGAGCGGCAUGUAUGAGAGCACGUGCGGAGCGGCGGCCAGCGGUCAGUGCGGCGCGGCGCAGCACGACGGCGAUGGGGCCGUCGCGGCGACCGCCCGCCCUGAGCCCGCCGCGCGCGACUAUAGCGGCUUCGACAUCGUGAAGGCCACGCAGUAUGGUGCCUUCGACCGCGUCCGCGAGCUCGUGGAGGCCGGCUGGGACGUGAACCAGCCGGACCAUGAGACGGUGACGCUGCUUCACUGGGCGGCGAUCAACAACAGGCGCGAGAUCUGCCAGUACCUCCUGGCGCGCGGUGCACACGUAGACGCGGUGGGCGGCGAGCUGCGUGCUACGCCGUUGCACUGGGCGGCGCGUCAGGGGCACCUGGAGGCGGCCGUGAUCCUUGUGCGGGCAGGCGCAGACCUGACGCGCCGCGACGCGGAAGGUUGCGCGCCGCUGCACCUGGCGGCUCAGUUCGGGCACACGGCGGUGGCGGCGUACCUGGUGGCGGCGGGAGGGGCGGGCGCGGCAGAUGCCGGGGACGCGGGCGGUAUGACGCCGCUGAUGUGGGCGGCCUGGCGUGUGGCAGCCGUAGACCCGGCGCGGCUACUGCUGUCCCUGGGCGCGUCACCGCGCCCAGCCGACCAGGCGCACGGCAACACUGCACUGCACUGGGCCAUUUUGGCCCGCAACUCUACUGCUGUGUCCACACUUGUGCUUUAUGGCAACGCGCCACUGGACGUGCCGAACCUGCGCGGCGCCACGCCGCUGGCCAUGCUGCAGGCCGCCGCAGGCAUCGGCCGAGACUCCUGGAUCGGCAGCAAGGUGCUCGAGAAGGUGCGGGAGCACGAGCUCAAGCACUCCAGGCCGCAUCUGCUGCGGCGGCUACUCUAUGACAAGAAGCUGCGUUGGUGGGUGGUGGUGUUGGCGCCGUUCGUGGCCUUCUACCUCUCGGGGCUGGUGCUGGAGUCGCGCGCGCGCUACGCGGUGAAGGCGCUGCUGCUGCUGGCGCUGUCGGCGGCGCUGCACGCGCUAGGCUCGGCGCUGCUCGACGACGACCUCAAGAACAUCUUCCCGCUCAGCGUGUACCUGGCUACUAAGGCGUGGUUCUACAUCACCUGGGCGGUGUUCCUGGUGGGCGCGGCGGGCUGGCGCGCGACGCUGCUGUUCGUGCUGUGCUCGGGCGCGCUGUGGCACUUCUUCCUCAAGUCCUGGCGCUCCGACCCCGGCGUCAUCCGCGCCUCCACCCGCGACAAGUUCCGGACGAUAAUCGAGCUGUCCGAGGACAGUUCAGGCGGCGGCGGCGCCGGCGCCGGCUUCGACCCGGCGUCCUUCUGCUCGGCGUGCCUGGUGCGCCGCCCGCUGCGCUCCAAGCACUGCUCCGUCUGCAACCGCUGCGUGGCGCGCUUCGACCACCACUGCCCCUGGGUCGGGAACUGCAUCGGAGCCAACAACCACCAGCACUUCAUCGGUUUCCUCGUGAGCUUGAUCGUGAUGUGCGGCUGGAUGUUGUGGGGCGGCGUGCAGUACUACCGCGCCGAGUGCCCGGCGCCGGCGGGGGCGGCGGGGACGCUGGCGCGCUGGGCGCAGUGCAACGCGUGGCUCAUGUGGGUGCUGGUGCACGCCGCCUUCCACAUGUUCUGGGUCACGGUGCUCACCUGCUGCCAGAUGUACCUGGUGGUGUGCCUCGGCAUGACGACGAACGAGCAGCUGAACCGCGGCCGCUACCGGCACUUCGCGGCGCGCGGCGGGCGCUCGCCCUUCUCGCGCGGCCCGCUGCUCAACUGCGUGGACUUCUUCAACCUGCGCCUGUGCGGCCUGCUCGCGCCGCGCCGCGCCGACUGGGCGCGCGCCGGCGCCGGCGCCGCCGCCGCCGCCGCCGCCGCCGACGCCGACGCCGACGCCGACGCCGACUCGGCGCCGAUGCUGCAGCACGUCGUGUGAGGGUCGGCGCGCGCUGCCGCCGGCGAGGCCGUCUAGCCCCCCACUUGAGGCCGCCGCUGCGUCUCUAAGUUUUAU